CCCCGCCCGCCCACCCCCGGUCCCUUCCCAUCUCCUUCCUUUCCCCUUUCACCUCAAGGGUAAGGGUUAGGGUUGGGGGUUUCUCCAUCAGGCAGAAGAGAUCGAGAGAUCCAGUGGAUCGAGAGAUGGGUUCGGCCGCGGCCGCCAUCCCGAGCUCUCUGGUGCAGGAAAGCUUCGAGGAGCUGGAGAGGCAGCGGGAGCUGAUCACGAGCUGCACUCUUCUGUGGAAGGAGCUCUCCGACCACUUUUCCUCCCUGGAGCGCGACCUCCAGCUUAAGUCCGAGUCCCUCCGUUCCAAGCGCCAGUCCCUCGACCUCUCCACCCAGCGCUCCCUCGCCUCCCUCCACCACCGCGAGCUCUCCAUCGAUGGCGCCGUGGACCUCGCCCUCGCCAAGGUCAACGAGCGCCGCGAUGCCGCCCUUCUCGCGCUCUCUUCCCCCGCCUCCCCCCUUGACAGUAAUAACGGCAACGAUCUCCCUGGCAAACUCCGAUCUUUCUGCACGACGAUGGACUCUGACGCCUUCUGGGAACUCGUCGUCUCCAAGCGCAAGGAGGUCGAGCUCCUCCGAUCGGAGCUUCCGCUGGCUCUCGCCAACUGCAUCGAUCCCCCCAAGUUCGUCAUGGACGCCAUCUUCAAGGUCUUCCCCGUCGAUCACCGGGGGACGGCCGCCAAGUCCCCCAACGAUCUCGGCUGGGCCUGCGUGCUGAUCCUGGAAUCCCUGGUUCCGGUCCUGUCUGACCCGGAGCUGGGGACGGCCCGUCUGCUGGUGACGCGCAGCAUGAGGGAGCGAGCGAGCGAGAUGGCGGACGCGUGGAAGGAGGGCCUGGAGCAGCGCGGGGGGAUCGAGAGCGCCAAGCCGCCGGACGCGCACACAUUCCUCCAGCACGUGGUGACCUUCGGUAUCGCGGCGAGGGAGGACAGAGACUUCUACCGGAGGCUCGUGGUCAGUUUCGCAUGGCGGAGGCAGAUGCCCAAGCUUGCCCUCUCCUUGGGGCUCGAGGAUAGGAUGGCCGAUAUAAUUGAGGAACUAAUUAGUAAGGGUCAACAGCUUGAUGCAAUAAACUUUGCCUAUGAGGCUGCUCUUCAGGACAAAUUCCCUCCUGUACCAUUACUGAAAUCCUUUUUGAAAGAUUCAAAGAAGGGUACCUCUUCAAGCUCAGAGGACCGCAACAGCUCUGGGCAAGCUGUGGGAAAUGGCAGCCGCAAGGAACAGUCAGCGCUCCGGGCUGUUAUGAAAUGCAUUGAGGACCAUAAACUUGAAGCUGAGUUCCCCUUGGAAGACCUCCAGAAACGAUUCGAGAAUUUGGAGAAGGCCAAGGUGGAGAAGAAAAAGCCAUCUGGAGGUGGUCCUGCCAACAAGCGCACACGAGCCAAUAAUGGGGGGCCAAUGCCUCCAGCCAAGGCUGGUCGUCUCACAAACAAUGCCUAUGUGUCAUCUUUCCCUGCUGCUACGACGUUUGUGCGAUCGCCAUCAGCACACACCACUUAUCCAGCAGCUGCCCCUCCUUAUCCUUAUGAUAGGCCUACAGGACAUGGGGUCUAUGGCAGCCGAAGCCCUCCAACCGUUAGGGACCCAUAUGCAUUUUCAACCGAGGAAGUAGCCCCUGCUGCUCUUGGCGCGUCUUACCCACCAGCUCCAAUGAACUAUCCUGCCUAUGGUGGUUACAACAAUGGUCUGGCAGGCUACAGCAAUGGAUUAGCACCAUAUCAGCAGGCUUAUUAUCGGUAAGAAUGGCAUCAAGGCUUUGGUAUCAGGUCAAAGAUAAUCACUAAUUAUCUUGCUUGAUGGCCUAUUUUGUAGUGACUAACUACAAAGGUAGGGUUGUGUGUGCUUAUUAGAUGGUUUGGUUUUUAGUUCUUGUUUAGAUCUGUUGUAUUAUGCGUUUGCUUAAUGCAUGUAAAUGGAUGGCAACUUGGAUAUAUUUAAAUCCGUGAUUACUGAGCACUGGAUAUAUCAAGAUGUUUGAACUGUUGCAGGACAAGCUCUGGCAUUAUGUAAUCAAAUUUCAGUUUCAUCCAUUUAUGAUUAUGCA
Messenger RNA from Elaeis guineensis (African oil palm), 2034 nucleotides. RefSeq names its product FRIGIDA-like protein 4a. Lineage: Eukaryota; Viridiplantae; Streptophyta; Magnoliopsida; Arecales; Arecaceae. The record is from RefSeq and is a predicted model, not a curated record.